Teleopsis dalmanni is the source of this 513-nucleotide messenger RNA. RefSeq lists its product as uncharacterized. The coding region runs from base 1 to 513 and encodes 170 amino acids. Lineage: Eukaryota; Metazoa; Arthropoda; Insecta; Diptera; Diopsidae. The transcript is spliced from 2 exons. The record is from RefSeq and is a predicted model, not a curated record.
AUGACCGUUAAAAAAUUCGAUCAAGAGGAAAUAGUCGAGAUAAUGACUGUUUCAUCAACAUCAAAGGUUGGGCACACAGAUGUUCCAGCUAUUGGAACUACACAUUCCUCAAAAGAGUCGGCCACAACAACACGUCAACCGAUGCAGUCACAACAUAGCGCGAGUAUAGCAAUUUGCAUAUCGCUGCCUAAGGUAACCAUACUGAAAUUCGAUGGCGAUUAUCUGACGUGGGGUCAAUUCAAUGAUUUGUUCACUGAAAUGAUCCACAAGCAGCAGCUUCCUAAUGCGCAGAAAAUGUGGUACCUCAAAGGUAGUUUAUCAGGAGAAGAAAAAGGUUUAGUCCGACACCUGUCAAUAACCAACGAGAAUUAUCAAGCGGCGUGGAACUUGCUACAAGAACGAUAUCAUAACAAAAGGAUUAUUGUAGCAACAAUUAUUCAAAGGAUUUUAAGUCAACCUACAAUAUCAACCACUCCUUCAGAAGAUAUAAGGAGAAAUAAGAACACUACAUGA